Messenger RNA from Oryctolagus cuniculus (rabbit), 1795 nucleotides. RefSeq names its product C-C motif chemokine ligand 27 (gene CCL27). Gene Ontology annotation, cellular component: extracellular region. Gene Ontology annotation, molecular function: chemokine activity. NCBI's taxonomy places the organism in Eukaryota, Metazoa, Chordata, Mammalia, Lagomorpha, Leporidae. Gene Ontology annotation, biological process: immune response. The record is from RefSeq and is a predicted model, not a curated record.
UUUUAUAAUUUGUAAAGGCAUAGUGAAAAAGAAAGAGAUUCUCCAUCUGCUGGUUCACUCCCAAAUGGCUGCAACAGCCAGGUCUGGGCCAGAUUGAAACCAGGAGCCAAAACUUCAUCCAGGGCUCUCACAUGGGCAGCAGGGGCCCAAGCACUUGGACCAUCCUCCACUGCUCUCACAGGCAGAUCAGCAGGGAGCUGAACUGGAAGCAGAGCAGCCAGGACUCGAACUGAUGCUCUAAUAUGGGAUGCUGGCAACACAAACAGUGGCCCAACCCUCUGUACCAUAACGAUGGCCACUUUUACCUGUUUAGACAACAGCAGCCUGGCACCAGAGAGCUUUCAUCUUUCCUUCUCAUCCACCUCAACUUUGCUCCCUCUCUCUUCUUCCUGGAGGAAGAAGCCCCCUCAGCAUCCCCAGGGCCUCGUCGGCACCAUCAAAAAGGGCCUCGUCGGGAUGGUGCUGUGAGUUAAGUCACCACUUGGGACGUCCACAUCCCAUAUCAGAGUGCCUGGCUACUCCGCACUUCUGAUCCAGCUUUCUGCUAAUGCAUCCUGGAAAGCAGAUGAUGGCCUAAGUACCUGGGUCCCCGCCGCCCAUGUGGGAGACUAGAGUAGUUUGCCUGGGUUCAACCUUGCAAACCCCUGGCUGUUGUAUUUGGGGAGUGAACUAGUGGGUGGAAGAUUAGAUAGAUAAUCUCACUCUGCCUUUAAAAUAAAUACAGCUUUUAAAGGGGGGUGGACUUCUCCUAGCUUCCCAGAAUAUGGCUGGCCUUAGCCAAGACCCCUCCUGAGCCAGAGGACUGCUUUGGGGACCAGUCCCCACCAUUUCUCCGAUAAGACAGACAGGCCAGGGCAGGAAAUGGGGAGGGGAAAAUGAAGGCAAGUUGAUACUGGCCUGUUCUCUUCUCCCGUGCCACCCACAAGUCCCCCACGAGAGUCUGUGUGUGCCAGCAGGACUGUCUGAUGUCCGUGGAAACACAACCGUGUGAGAGGGACUUCGUAGCUGGAGUGGUGUCAUUUUUUGUCCGAGGCUGUCUGAUCGUGGGUGUGACUUUGUGAGGCUGACUGAGUGAUCAAGGUGUGACUGUGAAUGUGCAGCUGUGUACGCAUGAGCGUGACUGUCUCUCACUGGAUGCCACUGCGGAUCCUCGGCUGCCCUUAGUCACUGGGCCAGCAGUCCCCACAUCCUGCACUGCCCUUUCCCCAGCUUCUCCGUUCAGGGCUUAGGAGCACAUGGGAAAUGGCAGCCCUAGAAGAGGAAGGGGUCUGUGACAACAGGCCAAGAAUUAGGACCCAGGAGUGUCACAGGAUAAGCAAGGCAUCUCCACCUGCCUCUGACUCACCCGGUGCCUCAGGUAAAAGGCGCCCAGAUAAAAGGUACAGGAGGAGGAGAGAGUAGGAAGUGUCUAGGCUGAGCAGCAUGGAGGGGUGUUCACCUACCAGCAGGCUCCUGCUGCUGCUGUUGCUCCUGAGCCUGGACCCUGGAGCAGUGUUGAUACUGCCACCCAGCACUACCUGCUGUACUCAGCUCUACCGACAGCCACUGUCAAACAAGCUACUGAGGAAGGUCAUCCGGGUGGAACUGCAGGAGGCUGAUGGAGACUGUCACCUGCAGGCUUUCGUGCUUCAUCUGGCUCGACGCAGCGUGUGCAUUCAUCCCCAGAACCGCAGCCUGGCUCGGUGGUUCGAGCGCCAAGGGAAGAGGCUCCAGGGGACUCAACCUGAUUUCUGGGUUGCUAGGGAAAAUGGGUUGGAGCCCCACAAAGCCCCAAUAAAGCAACAUUAGACAAGAA